Molecule: messenger RNA, 642 nt
Organism: Paramisgurnus dabryanus
Lineage: Eukaryota; Metazoa; Chordata; Actinopteri; Cypriniformes; Cobitidae
Source: RefSeq, a predicted model, not a curated record
AGCUGCUCUUAAAACUUCAAGCACUGUUUUUGGUAACUCGCUGGGAAUCUUGACCAUGAUACGUUUCUCUAACUUGCUUUUUGUUGUUGUAAUGACAUUUGGGAUCUCUGAGUUCUGCUCUGCAGGACCUCUUCAUGCACAGUGCAAAGUGGAGUGGUAUUUCGGUUUGCCUUGUAGGAGUGUUUAUGAGGCUCUUGUCACACAGAUUAAAAAGUGGAAAACAGUGUCGACCUGUGCCACCGGAGGAGAGAAAUGCCUCUACAAGUUGCAGUCUGCGUCUGUGCAUUUUAUUUCAGCCAAACACACUACAGCUACAAAGAAAGAUACUGAAGACAUCAACUUCAGACUCGUCUCUUAUGGUUUCUUUACACACUGCCAUGUAUCGGCCAUGUCAGUAUCAGAGAGCUGGUAUGCUGUCACGGAUCAAGGCACCAACUAUUGUAACCUCUACAACUUAAUAGAGGGCAGUGGACUCACUGAAGCUCCAGGAUAUAAAGAGAUCACAAGUGACUUCAUGUGCACCCAGCGGUCAUUUGCCGAUUGUUCUGUGUAUUAAUGCAAACCGAUUGUACAGUUGUACAAUUUAAAAUGUUACAAAGUUUGCCUUUUGUUGUUGUCAUCACAAUAAAAGAUAUUGCUUAU